Molecule: messenger RNA, 1409 nt
Organism: Suncus etruscus (white-toothed pygmy shrew)
Lineage: Eukaryota; Metazoa; Chordata; Mammalia; Eulipotyphla; Soricidae
Product: interferon-induced protein with tetratricopeptide repeats 3-like
Exons: 2
Coding region: 39-1298 (419 amino acids)
Biological process (GO): defense response to virus
Cellular component (GO): cytosol
Molecular function (GO): protein binding
Source: RefSeq, a predicted model, not a curated record
AGCAGAUUGAAUCUUUAAACCCCGAGUUCAAAGGCACAAUGUACAACAUGCUGGCCUACAUCAAACACUUAGAGGGUCAGAAUGAGGCCGCCCUGGAAUGCUUGAAGCAAGCUGAAGAGUCCACCCGGCAAGAGCACGCUGACCAAGCAGAGGUCAGAAACCUGGUCACCUGGGGAAACUACGCCUGGGUCUACUACCACCUGGGCCGACUCCCAGAAGCUCAGGCUUACGUGGACAAGGUGAAACAGGUGUGUGAGAAGUUUUCUAACCCCUAUAGCAUUGAGUGUCCUGAGCUGAACAGUGAGGAAGGGUGGACAUGGCUUAGGUGUGGAAAAAUUCAAAACGAAAGAGCAAAAGUUUGUUUUGAGAAGGCUUUGGAAAAGAAACCUAACAACCCAGAGUUUUCUUGUGGACUGGCAAUUGCCAAGUUUAAUCUGGACAGUAAACCACCAAAGCCAGUAACAGAUAGUGUUUUAAAUCGGGCUAUUGAGCUGAAUCCUGACAAUCAGUACAUUAGAAUUCUUCACGCUUUGAACCUGCAGAGAAUGGGAGAAGAAGCUGAAGGAGAGAGAAUAGUCAAGGAGGUCUUGGAGAAAACUCCUCAUCAAAAUGAUGUUUUUCGCAUUGCAGCCAAAUUUUACAAAAUUAAAGGUGAGCUAGACACAGCUAUUGAACUCAUUCAAAAGAUGCUGCAGUCCACACCAAACAAUUGCUACCUCUAUCACCAGAUUGCAUGCUGCUAUUGGGCAAAAGGCAAACAAAUUCAGAAUGAAAAAGAACUUGAUGCAGACAGGAUGAGCGAGAAGAUUGAAGAAGUAAGGAAAAAGGCACAGGAGUAUUUGGAUAAAGCCAUUGAGAAGGGCCUCAAUCCUCUUGAUGCACCUGAUCUCACUAAGCUCCUGGAAACAGAGGACUAUUACCAGAUCACUUCCAACAAGAAGUUCCCCUCCCUGGAAAGAUUCACUCAGUCACUCAGCAGGAUUGUGACUCUACGACAGGCUGCAGACACAGCAGUCCAAUUUGAUUUUCGGCCUGGAAGUCGACAGUCAAGUGAGAAUGAAAAGAUGAAAUGCCAACUGCAGAAAACAUUUGAAAGUCAGAGUCCAAAAAAUGCACCUAGUUAUUGGUCUCAGCAAGGAUUAAUUCAUAAGAAGAAUGGAGAAUUGCUGCAAGCUGUUGAAUGCUUGGAGAAGAAAUUAGGCCCUUUACUAAGGAAUAGCCCUUCAAGCUUAAGCUAUUUGUUCCUGCCAGAGCCAGAGAUGAUAAAGAAAUCAGCCACUUCCCUGACCAUGAGCUGACUUUGGGAGGAAGGAAUGACUCACUUCCGGAACAAGCUGUUUGGGAGCCCGAGAAUAAUGGGGGACAGGAAUGCAGGAGUUAUCCAAUCUGAGCAUAAUGAUCAGAUGGUC